AGUUCUGUCGCCAUCUUGCAAGCAAUGACACAUCGUCGCUCGUCGGACGUGUUUAGUUUCUCGAUAAGGCCUGUGGGGACUGGAAUCGUUUCGGGAUUGCUGAGUAAAUUCAAUGAUUCCUCGCAGUCGUAAGUUCGUCGCGAGGAAGUGUUGAUCAGUCGAAAUCGUUCCGCCGAGGUUUAACUGCGGAACCUAUAUAAUUUUGGACAGAGGCUAAAAAAAGAUCAGCUGGAAUUCGAUUAUUUCGAAUAAAAUGGGGGUUAUAUUCCUCGAACAUAUUGGAGGCGUUCGUCUAUUCUCCUGCGCUUCCUGCGACACGAAUCUAACGAAUCGAAGCCAAUUGAUUAGCACUAGAUUUACGGGGGCGACCGGACGAGCCUUUCUGUUUAAUAAAGUGGUAAACCUCAAUUACAGCGAGGUACAGGACAGAGUCAUGCUAACGGGUCGACACAUGGUGCGCGAUGUCAGCUGCAAAAAUUGUGAUGCCAAACUUGGAUGGGUAUACGAAUUUGCAACGGAUGACAACCAGCGGUACAAAGAAGGUAGAGUCAUCUUAGAGAGGGCGCUUGUCACUGAAAGUGAUGGAAUGGGCGAGAAUAUCUAAUAUUCGAGCCUACAAUUGGAAGCGAAACGGUGCUGAGCGUCACAGGUAAUGAGAAGCUUUAUUUGACGAUAUAUUUCUCAGAAUGGAACGUUAUCCCAACAAAAUUGGUUGGGGUUGUUGCCGUUAGCCAAUGCGAUGAAGCUUGUGUUGAUAUUAGUCUAUAUUACCUGUGGCAGCAAGCAUCCAUCCCUGUAGAAUAUUUGUUUGACUUUAGUUAGAAUUGUAUGUUUACUAUGAUAUUUAUACAUAUAUAUAUAUAUAUAAAGUUUAUGUUGAUUUAAG
Messenger RNA from Diprion similis, 886 nucleotides. It is a transcript of the gene Yippee, whose product is annotated as protein yippee-like 5. Lineage: Eukaryota; Metazoa; Arthropoda; Insecta; Hymenoptera; Diprionidae. The record is from RefSeq and is a predicted model, not a curated record. The transcript is spliced from 3 exons. The coding region runs from base 254 to 604 and encodes 116 amino acids.